Spirodela intermedia is the source of this 495-nucleotide messenger RNA. NCBI's taxonomy places the organism in Eukaryota, Viridiplantae, Streptophyta, Magnoliopsida, Alismatales, Araceae. The record is from the annotation of a GenBank genome assembly.
AUGAAGGAGGACCUCCGCAUGUGCGAGAUGCCGGCGGGCGCCGAUGAGAAGAAGCGCUGCGCCACCCACCUCGAGGAACUGGUGGACUUCGCAACCUCCGCCCUUGGCACGCGCGAUGUCCGCAUCCUCUCGACGGCGGUGGGGAAGCGCGUCCUCGGGCAGAUAUACACCAUCUCCUCAGCCACCGCCGUGCCGAUGCAGGGGACGGCGUCGGUGGCUUGCCACGCUGUGGCCUAUGCCUACACGGUGUUCCACUGCCACAUGAUCGCGGCCAGCAAACCCUACGUGUUGCAGCUGUUGGGGGAGGACGGAACCAACGUGGAGGCGGCCGCCAUGUGCCACGCCGACACCUCGACGUGGGAUCCCGCGAACAAAAUGCUGGUGGUGCUGAACGAGAAGCCCGGCGGCGCCACCGUGUGCCACCUACUCCAGGAAGGCGACCUCCUCUGGGUCCCCCGCCGUGCCCGCACAGACGUCGGCGUCGCUUCCGCGUGA